UGCCUGUCAGGGCUUUGCAGCAGCAGGACGAAUGACGGCCGAGUUGGAGGAAGUUACUGGGAGCAGCUGUGCUAGUAUGUAACCCUAAACGAGUUGGAGACAGCAUUGCAGUAAAAGAGAGGAAGGCAGCAGCAUUCAUGGAUAUUGUGGACAGCUUUAACAGUUUAAUACCCAGUGACCAGUUGGACGACUCCCUGAUAGCUGGUCAGAAUUUGGAAUGUGACGCGAGUAAUGCGUUUGGGACAGGACUCCGGCUGGAAGAGUCGCUGAAGAACAUGCUCAGUGAUAAAGAUCCCAUGUUUGGAUGUGCAAGCUCCUCUCAGUUCAAUCUGCUGGACAAUGAGGACUCCACUUUUCCAAUUGCUGGCUCAACAGCUGUUGCAGCUCUCGGUGAUGGUUCAGCACCCACAGGCCUCAGCGGUGAACUGACCGAUGCAGAGACUUCACAAGUCAAGCAACCUGUUGGCAGGCAGAAUAAACGUCCAAGUCAUUUAGAGAACGACACAUCCACCAACACCAUGACCCGAGGACGAAUAGGAAGGGAACCAGCGAACAGGAUCCGCAAGUCGUUUCUUAUCGAGAAAGGAGUUAAAGGCGCCCAACUGAAGAAAGAACUAAUUCUGGGAGGACGUGUUGAUAUUAAUGAUCUUCAAGGUGCAUUAUGGCUGAAUCCUUCCGUUGUAUUGAGACGAUUGACUGUCACAAUUGCAGGAUUUAAGAUUGAGCUGCUUCCAGGACCCUCUUACACACACAAUGUAGAAGGGAGCCUUGAUGGUGGCUUUUUGUAUUCUGGGGACAUUGGGUUUGCGGUGCUGCCAGGUGAUACCGUCAGUGUACAGAAUCCCACACCUGAGAACGUGGCUGAAGUGGCUGAAGUGGCUGAAGUGGCUGAAGUUGCUGAAGUUGAGAAGAGCUCUACUGAUGAUGCGGCCCUGGGGCUCGGCCCGUAUGUGAAUCCCAACGACGUGCAGACCCCCAACGGGACUUUGAUGGGGAGUACCUGCACGCAAGAGACAAAACACGACUAUCAUAGUGUUCCUGAAAAACUAAAAACCGUCGGUAAAGAAAAGGAUGGCAUCAAAGAGCCAGAAAACAUUCAGAAUAACAGAACUACUGUUAGUAACAAGACAAAUGAUAAGGAAAAACAACAGAUGGCCAAAACACUACCGAAGUCGAAACUAGGACUGCCUUCUAACAAGAAUAAAGACUUGGUUUCUGAUAAACCAAAUAACACGGUUAAGGGACAUAAAGUAACCCAAAACAUGCCAUCCAAAAUCCAAAGAGACGACCUGCUUAGAAUAAAAAAUCUCAAGGAAAAGAAAGAAAUAUCACCUUUGAAAAGGCCUGCAGAAUUCACCCAAAGUGAGCAUGCUACAAAAAUCCAAAAGACACAGGGCGCAGGUGAGAGUAAGGGGAAGCCAAGCUCUCUCGGUAAGAAGAGCCCAUCGUCUGGCAACCGCGUUGACCCGCAGGGAACAACUAAACACACGUCUCCACCCAAUAUCUCCAAGCCUGAGACGGCCUCUCAAACACCUGUUCGUCCAGGAAAUCCUUUAAAAAUGACAGAAGAGGGGGGGCAGGAAAAGCCCAAACUGAAAAAGCCAGAAAAGAUUCUUCAAAGACAGAAAAGUAAAACUCCAAGAAGCAUCUCCGUGGAUGAGCCGCAGCUGUUUAUCCCAGACAAUGCUCCUGCUGUGAAGAAGGAAAAUGCUGAAGAGACACCCGCUAACAGUGAGUCGGUAUGGGAUGGAAACAACUGCUGUGGCCUGUGCAAGAACCAGCACAAUAACACGUUCAUGGUAGGCUGCGGUCGCUGUGAAGACUGGUUCCACGGCGACUGUGUUGGUCUCGACCUUACCAAAGUACGCGAGAUGGAGGAGGAAGAUCAGAUGUACGUGUGCUUGAAGUGUUGUGAGGAAGAAAGCAAAAAGGUGGAGCCCGAGCCCCCGAUUGCAGCCAAACCAGAAGUUAAAGCAAAGGCGGAGGAACCGGAUGUGAGACCGCCCCCCAAGCCCCAACCAGGACCCUCCGAGAAACUAACCUCAGGAGGCGUCAGACCACUAAGAAAUGAUCCAGACAGGAGGCACUCCACAGAUGCAGCUCAUAAAACAGGCUUUUAUCUGAAAGAGUCAAAAAGUAAGUCUUCAGGUUCAAAGAAACCUGUGUCUGUGGAGGCGAUCCGGCGAAGUGUGCGGGACUCUCUGAAAGAAAUCCUCAUACAGAGGUUGAAGGAGUCUGAUUUGAAGGUCUCAGUGGAGAAGGCUUCUGAAGUUGCCAAGAAAACGGAGAGAGAGCUUUUUCACUUGUAUAAAGACACUGACAACAAAUACAAGAACAAGUACAGAAGCUUGAUGUUCAAUCUUAAAGACACUAAAAAUAAUGUCCUCUUUAAGAGGGUUCUCAAAGGGGAAGUUUCUCCUGGUAACCUGAUUCGAAUGAGCCCCGAGGAACUGGCCUCUAAAGAAUUAGCUGCUUGGCGACAAAGGGAGAACCGACAUACUAUUGAGAUGAUUGAAAAGGAGCAAAGAGAGGCAGAGAGACGGCCGAUCACUAAAAUCACACACAAAGGAGAAAUUGAAAUUGAAAGCCAAGAACCAGAGAAAGAACCUGAGCCCGAAGAGCUUGACUCACCUCCCAAAGUUACCGAAGUCACAGCUGAAUCUCCAAAAACCCCUGAGGAGAAAGCAGAGGGUCCCGGCACAGAGAAAGACACAACCAACCAACACAAGUCUCACUUAUUUGACCUACACUGCAAAAUCUGCACAGGUCGUAUGGCGCCACCUGUGGAGGAGGCACCGACCAAGGUGGUUAAAGUUGCCACUACAGUUGUCAGGAGGCAGUCCACCAAAUCGGAAGAGACGAAGAGCGCGGGGACCCCUGCAGAGGACGACCUGCACCUCACCGUUUUAGAGGAAAGCUUCCGAAGCGCUCAGUCGGGCUACGAUGGAAGGUCGGAUCAUGUAGCUGGAAGAGAUGAAGAAGCCGCUUUCCUAUCCAACCUGAAGUGCCUGUGGCAAGGACUCGUUCACAUGCACGCUGUGGCCAAGUUAAUGACAAAAGCCUUCCUUGUCUCAGGCACUUUGGACAACUUGUCUGAGGACCUUCCAGACAGCAUUCAAGUUGGCGGGAGGAUAACUCCACAGAUAGUGUGGGACUACUUGGAGAAGAUUCGGGCAAUGGGAACUAAAGAGGUGUGCCUGAUCCGCUUUUCCCCCGAGACGGACGAAGAUGAGAUCUCCUAUACCCUCCUGUAUGCCUACUUUAGCAGUCGUAGGCGUUUCGGGGUGGUGUCCAAUAACCGUAAACAAGUGAAGGAUAUGUAUAUCAUUCCUUUGGGCGCCACUGAAAAAGUCCCACAUCAGCUUGUUCCCUUUGAUGGGCCAGGUUUAGAAAACAACCGUGCCAACCUUCUUCUUGGACUCAUCAUUCGCCAGGCACCUAAAAGGGAAUUUGUUCCUGUGGACAUGAACGAAACUGCCAGGAUUAUUCCUGAAAUCAUGCCCAUCACCAUUUCUACAAAAGAAACCAGAGCCCAAGAGGAGGAGGAGAAAAUGUUCAUCUCCUCCUUGACUACUACACAUAAAAAAGAAAAUGAAAAACCACUUAACCCUACGGAAGAAGUUAAAGAGCCGAUUACAGAAUCUUCGGAAGAACCAUCUGCAUCGGAGGAGCCCAACAAUCAGGAGCCCGGAAAACCACUGCGCUUUCUUCCAGGUGUGUUAUUAGGCUUGGGUGGGGAAUGUCCACCUCUGCCAGAUGUUGGAGGUAAACCUGCAACAACAGCAGAUGACACCCAGAAGACUCAAGCAGCUCCAAAAACAGAGGCUUCGACUGGGAGCUUAAAAAGUCCAACAGCUGCUUCACAGCGAGAGCGCUUUGUCAUCAGAAAGAAAGACGCUAAAUCUGUUAAAGCUGAACCGGCGCUACCCAGCCCGACUCUUACAUCUGUUGCUAACAACUCAUCAGGAAAGGAUGGCGCAGCGGUGACCCACAGUGCACCUGUCUCUCUGAAAGAUAAGCCUCCAGAUGUAUCGACCGAAGCGUUUUUAGCGAGCCUUUCAGCAGCGCUGACUGAAACCAGCAGCGCUGCUUCUGCAAACAAAGGAGACGUUGGGCUUCUGUCUGAGAAAACACCAUCUGAAGGGAACUCUUUGUCGCAGCCCCAAUCCAUGGCUCCUCCAGCUAACAGCUCCAAACCUCCUUUAAGUGGAAUAUUGAAAAAAUCUUCAGCCUAUUCCAGUGUGAAUGAGGAUAAAACAGCAGUGCUACAAAAGGAUGAAGCAAGCCACCCGGCUCCUUUGAGCCCCAAACCUGUUCCUGUUGUGAGCAGUGCUAGAAAAGAGCCGGUUACACUCUUUCACCAAGGAUAUUUACAGCUUUAUCAGGCCAAGAGCAAACCCAAGGAAGAAAAACAAACAGCUAUUCCAUCACCGGCGAGUGAAAAGGAGAACCCGGGCACAUCCCAGGCUGAGGCUAAAGCACUCCAGACAGUUUGUGCUCCUGCAGAAGAACCACAGGCAGUGAGUUACUCAGAGAUCAAGCAGGACUCUGUAGUGGCACCAGCUCUCUCGGAACACAAGGAUGCAUCCAUCCCAUCUCAGCAGCCUCAGGUACCUGGCAGCUACCCCACAGGCCCUCCCCCUCCUCCUCCCCCUAACACUUUCUCCAGCCCACCCCCCCAGGAUCAGAAUCACAGUGGACCGUGGGUUCCGAAUAGCUCGUCAGACGCUCUCGCUUCACUUCAAUCCCAGUACGCAGAGAGCUGUCCCGAACCAGCUGUCCCGCCUCCGUCCCUGGCCAAAGAACAAAAGCGUCAAGAGGAGAAAUACAGCGAUCCGUGGGAGAGGCCGCGCACGUCCGAGGACAGAGAUCACCACGGGAGACACAGCCAUCACAGGGACACUCAUCACGGGAAGAAGAGCCGGAACCACGACAGGGAGAGGAAGCGCGAUCGCAGCCACGAGAGAGAGAGGAGCAGGCACCGCGGACACUCUGACGACCGCUACGGCGAGAAGAGGAAAGAGAGACACCACAGCGACGAUCACAGCAGCCGGAGUAAGGACAGACAAAGAAACAGGAGGGACUCUGAUUAUGAGAAUGGACGGAGAAGCUCAAAAGACAGUUAAUUAUUAUUUUUUUAAAGCUCUGACAUGGUUUGGGGAGGCUUUAAGAAAGACUGUUGGUCACUAAACCGGUUCAAAACACUUGAUUGUGAAGUUGUUUGUCCACGGUCCACAGCUUGUAUGCCAUUUCCUUCAUAGAAGUAACCCAUUUUAUGUUAAUAACAAUACAGCCAAAAUGAAAUAUAAUUUCAAGUCAGAUUGUGAAGACAUGUUCUCUUCAAGCCAAGAAGAACUUCAUAUUGAAACAUUUUAACCUUUGUAUUGUAUAUAUCCAGCUCCUUUUGAGCUGCCGUGCUGACUACAAACAAUCAGUAAAUGUUUUUGUGGGAACAUACGAACAACGUGUGGACCAUCUGGUGGACAUUUUAAGUUGGCAUGAAUGUAACACAGAAAACGUUUCACUGAGAACCUUGGAACAGCAGCUUUUCUCCCCCGCCCCCAUUUAAAUUCUUUUAAAUUGCUUAAUUAUUUUUUAAACUUACUUUUUUUGAAAAGGUAUGUACAUUUUGGCUUAUAAUAUACAUUAGAGAUGAAGUGUGCCUUUGCACUGUGUGUUUCUGUACAGUUCGUAAUAAAGCUAAUUCUUUUUUA
Molecule: messenger RNA, 5714 nt
Organism: Notothenia coriiceps (black rockcod)
Lineage: Eukaryota; Metazoa; Chordata; Actinopteri; Perciformes; Nototheniidae
Gene: phf3
Product: PHD finger protein 3
Exons: 16
Coding region: 138-5126 (1662 amino acids)
Biological process (GO): DNA-templated transcription
Cellular component (GO): nucleus
Source: RefSeq, a predicted model, not a curated record